CGAGGUGGUGAGGUGACGCACAUAAAAAUUCAAAACACAGGAGAUUUUUAUGACCUGUAUGGGGGAGAGAAAUUUGCUACUCUGUCAGAGCUGAUACUGUUUUAUACUGAUAAUCCUGAGAAAUUGAGGGAAAAGAAUGGUCAAGUUAUUGAGCUGAAAUACGCAUUGAAUUCUACGGAUCCCACCUCUGAAAGGUUAGUAGCAGGUUUGUUUUUCGGUUAUGUUUUUGCUGAACAGCACUUACUGUCAGUUGUUACUGUCGGCAUACACUUACCUGUUUAAACUCAUUAAACAGAAACUAUUUUGUCAGUCUUGAUUUUUAUUUUAAUAAGGAUGUAACUUAAAGUUAUAUUGCACCUGUAUAACUAUUCCUACAAGCUAUACUAAAUAACGCAUAGGACUCAGUCCAUAAAUGAAAUGAAUACGUAGGAGGCAACGAACGGUUACGUUAGAACGGAGAAUUGAAAUCCGGAGGCCCCAAGCUCAAGUACCGCCCGGGGCCGGGUUGUUCAAAGCUGGGUUAAGAUAACCCAGGGUUAGUGCGAAAUUUGAAUUCAGAUAUGAAAGCUUUAAAAGUAAAUUAAGUUUAAUCCUUUUGUCAACAAGUUGAUGAUUGGAUGCUCUUAAAAAUAACAGAGAAAAUGAUCCGAGAAAAUGCUUUGAACAAAAGAAAAAAACUCAGGUUAAAUUUAACCUUGGGUUAAGUACUAAUAGGCCUUCGAACAACUGGGCUCUGACCGCUAGCUGAUCAUGAAUUAGUUCUCGGUAGUCCACAGGCAGCCCAAGCUCGGUGCAUAAAUUACCGCGAGUUUUGAUACUGGUUUGCAUAUUACGGACGACUGAAAUUUGAUAUAGUCAUUAAUAUAGUUGUUAUAACGUAGAAAUAAUGGCAUAAAUAUGGAAAUAAAUUUUACUUACGUAAACUUGGCCCUGUUGUUGCUUUUUCUGUAUAAGGUGGGCUAUAUUCAUCGCCAUUUUCUACGGUUUUGUGGCUAGCUGUUCGUUUGGUGUUGUUUUCUUACAUAAAGCGAAGCAAGGUUACUGUGUGCAACCUAAACUCACAAAUCUCUCCCGCAUCAAAGCACAGCGCAACGAUUCAGCAGAUUAACACCACGAGUUGUACAUAAAACCUGUUAUUUGUUCAUGCUGUGUGCAAGGUAGUGGUUGUACCCUGGGGGGGGGUGAUGGGGAUACUCAACAAAUGUUUAUACGGGGAGGCUCCGCCACAAGGUCUUUACCCUUUUAUAUACCAUUUUUUAAAGAAAAAGGUGCCCCUUUCGUAUAGCUUCUGUUGACAAAUGGCACCCCUUUCACAUACCCUGUUUAGAACUUUGUGUUCAUUUUAACUGCUGUAAAUGAACAGUCAUUUAAAUAGAAAUCAGUCACAACAUUAGAACGUUUUCUCGACUUUAUAAAGCCAUAAAAUUCAUCUGUUAGCUCUUUUGGGCUCUUUUACAAACCCAAAUGACAGAUUUCCUACCCUUUUAUAUACUUCAACUAGUAAAAUCCCUAACCUUUCAUAUACCUGAAGCCUGAAAAAGAUACCCCUUUCGGUCGAAGCCUCCCCGUAUAGGCCAUCAUAGGAAGUACCCCCCCGGAGGUUGUACGUUUUUAACUUAUCUUUAUAUUUUGCUGGCUAGAUGGUUUCAUGGAAACAUGCCCGGUAAAGAGGCAGAGGUAAUGAUGCAGGACAAGGGCGAGGAUGGAUCUUUCCUGGUUAGAGAAAGCCAGAGCAAACCUGGAGACUAUGUUCUUACAGUCAGGUGA
This is a messenger RNA of Porites evermanni, 1767 nucleotides long. Lineage: Eukaryota; Metazoa; Cnidaria; Anthozoa; Scleractinia; Poritidae. The record is from the annotation of a GenBank genome assembly.